Molecule: messenger RNA, 1146 nt
Organism: Mangifera indica (mango)
Lineage: Eukaryota; Viridiplantae; Streptophyta; Magnoliopsida; Sapindales; Anacardiaceae
Product: WAT1-related protein At5g40240-like
Exons: 7
Coding region: 1-1080 (359 amino acids)
Cellular component (GO): plasma membrane
Molecular function (GO): transmembrane transporter activity
Source: RefSeq, a predicted model, not a curated record
AUGAAGCUGGAGUCAUUUGUACAGGAGGCAUCGCCCUUUUUGGCCAUGAUAACAAUAGAAUGUUUAGAUGUUGCUCUCUCAGUGAUAAUGAAGGCAGCUUUGAACCAGGGAUUGAACAACAUGGUUUCCGUCGUCUACUGUAAUGCCUUCGCUGCCCUCCUUCUUCUUCCUUACUUCAUUUUCAGCAGAAACAAGCGUCCUCCUCUCACUUUCUCCCUCCUUCGGAAAAUUUUCCUCCUUGCCUUUCUCAUGAGCAGUGGCCAAAUAAUGUAUUUAACCGGCAUUAAAUUCAGUUCCCCAACUCUUUCAUCCGCUAUUAUGAAUCUUAUUCCCAUCCUUACUUUCUUGCUUGCAGUCAUAUUCGGGUUUGAGAAGCUAGAGUUAAGAAGGUCAAGCACACAUGCCAAAUUCUCGGGUGCCAUUUUAGCAGUAACAGGAGCUUUUAUAAUCACCAUGUAUAAGGGUCCAAAGCUCUUGGCUUCAUCAACUUCUACCUCUCCAACUCCUCAUCAUCAGCUGCUUCUUCCACUGCGAUCAGAAUGGGUCAUUGGAGGAUUUCUCCUCCUUCUGUGUGCUAUAGAAUCUGCAAUAGUGAUAAUUUCUCAGGCCGAUAUUCUCAAGAAGUGCCCAGAUGAAAUGACCAUAGUCUUCUUGACCAACUUCUUUGUUACUACCCAAGCUGCUGUUUUCUCAGCCAUAGCUGAAAGAAACCCAGGUGCAUGGAAAUUGUCGACAACUGUUGAAAUACUCGCCAUUGUUUGCAAUGCUACAUUAGGAAAUGUUUUCCGGACUGUUGUUCAUAUCUGGUGCUUACACAAGAAAGGGCCUAUCUAUGUAGCAAUUUUCAAGCCACUGGGGAUGGCUGUUGCAGUGGUGCUGACAGUCAUAUUCCUUGGAAGCACUCUUUCUCUGGGCAGUGUAAUUGGAUCCACUGUUAUUGCACUUGGAUUUUAUACUGUGAUGUGGGUACAAAUGAAAGAGAAAAACAUGGCUGUUGACAUUGAAGAUUUUAGCGGGGGAUCAAACAGCCAAAGGGCACCUCUUCUUCAAAACGGUGAAGAUACAGUAACAUCAUGUUAGAAAAAAAAUUUCAUUGGUUUUGUAAUUUUCUGAACGACAGAUCUUUAUUCAUAAAUGAUUAAAAUU